Messenger RNA from Drosophila mojavensis, 674 nucleotides. RefSeq names its product tubulin-specific chaperone A (gene Tbca). Lineage: Eukaryota; Metazoa; Arthropoda; Insecta; Diptera; Drosophilidae. Gene Ontology annotation, cellular component: microtubule cytoskeleton; cytosol. The transcript has 2 exons. Bases 171 to 503 code for a protein of 110 amino acids. Gene Ontology annotation, molecular function: beta-tubulin binding. The record is from RefSeq and is a predicted model, not a curated record. Gene Ontology annotation, biological process: tubulin complex assembly; post-chaperonin tubulin folding pathway.
UCUGACUCACAGGCGGCAUUUAUAAACAACAAAGCAGCAAAGCUCAACCGGCUGUGCUGAAAUUUUCUAUAAAUUAAAUUAAAUAAAAAAUUUGAAGGCUACAUUUUAUAUUGACAACAAUAUACCAUUUAUAGCUGUACGACUACUUAUAAUUCAAUAUAAUCACAGAUAUGGCCGAUCCACGCUUAAGGCAGCUAGUUAUAAAAACGGGUGUUGUCAAGCGCCUGGCAAAGGAGAAGACUGUUUAUGAGAAGGAAGUGAAAACAGAGUUUGCUCGUCUUGAUAAAUUCAAAACAGACGGCGCUGAUGAACAUGUACUACGCAAGCAAGAAGAGGUUAUACAGGAAUGUCAGAUGAUGUUACCAGAUUCAAAGCGAAGGCUACAAAAGGAGUUUGAACUGUUGCAAAAAUUUCUGCAGGAUGAGCAGGAUCUCAAAGAAACAGAGGAGUACACAAAGGCAGCCGAGAUGUUAAGCGAGGCAGAAGCUAUUCUUAAAGCAUAGAGCAUCAGCUGCUCCGAUGCCGCCAACCACAUUCUUCCCUGUACUUGCUUUUUACUAAGCUACCCACUCUCAAUAUAUUUAUAUGUAUUUUGCAACGUUAACCAACACUAAUAUCAAAUAUGCCGCAAGGCCUCAAACUAAGCGAAAUAAAGGCAAAAGCUAACAAUAUCA